ACUUGGCGCGACGCCGUAGCAGCCGCUAAGACAUCGGACAAGAAAUAUGUCAUUACCUCGCCCAAUGUCGACUACGUGCCCCUGCCCGUUUUGGGUCGGAUCGAGGUGUUCGUGAGGUCGGACGGACGAUACGGGAUCGAGGAUCCUGAUCCCCGCCAAGCCAUAUGGUGGACUCCGAGUGCGAUUGACUUUUCACGCUUCGACAACUGCGUCGUCUUCGGUCUCGGGAAGCUACUCAAGGAGUGUCUCAAGCCGCUGGCUUCCUUAGUGGCCUCCUGCAGCGAACGCACUUCCCGCUACUGCUUCGAGCACAAGCCCCCGCGAUGCAGGAUUCAUUAUCUCGAGAGUUCGAUGCGUCUAGCUAUGGGCCGUCUACUCGACAUACCCGCCACCUUUCGCGAUACUGUCAUCCAAGUAGCAAGCCUGCAACGGUUUUGGCUCGAAUGCAUGGCAUGGCUGGACUGGAUGGAGUGUUGUCAAGAUGCAGCGGUCGUGGCUGACAUGAAGAGACCGUGUGCCGUCAAACGCGGAGUUAUCGGUGCAUUCACGAAUGAUCCCUCCACUGUACAACGACUCAGCGCAACGGGGAUUCCUGUCUGGUUUCUACGCUUUCCAGAGCAGAUCGUUGGCCAGAACGAGCUUGUCAUCCGUAAAGUGGUGCCCAUAGAGCCAGCGAGCUCCGUCGUGACAAACGGCGAUCUCAUCGGGAAACGUGUCUACGUUGGUCUCGUCGGAGAAUCCCACAUAGCGUCGCUGGCGCGUACUCAGCACAUCUACAACGAUUUCGAAGUGACCCCGAUGCCAGAUGUGGAGCAAGUAACAAUGCCAGCGUACCCAGAUGGCAGCUCACGCUACAAACCUUAUCCUGUUACCUCUCCGAGGCAAACUCACGCAGGCCGCGUGGCCCUUGGAGCCGAUUUUUCCCCCAUGAUCGACCCCCUCUUGCCACCUCCCAUUCCCGGGUUCGCCGCGGCAGCUAAAACCACUCGAUAUAAUCACAUCAGUGCGAAGGGGAAAUGGGGCUAUUUCUUACCCCGAUCAGACUGGUUCCUGGGGGUCAAGGACGAGCAAAAGAGGCAACGAUACCUUUCAGCCUGGCUUGAUCUCCGAGUCCCGUGGAUGUAUGUCCUCAGCUGUCGCAACGCGACAGUUCCUCGCACUCUUUCGUCGCAGCUCUGGCGCGACUAUCUCCAGAAUGCUCGGGACGUCCUUUCCUCGGGCAGCACCACGACUCGUGCCGGUGAACGACGAUCUCAUCUCGCCGCCAUCUUAACGAAGGUUUUACCUCCCUCGGCACUCAGCGCUCGGACCGGCGGCACCAUCCAGUGGAUGGAGCAUAGCUUUGACGGCCACAUGCCCUCUCGGCUUUGGCCACAAGUCUUGUGGGAGCUUCACGAAGUCGCCUUUCGGUACGAAUUGCUGGAAUUAGACCGGGUUAUGGUCCCGAAUGCAGCACGCUCAGGGCCAGAUGCUGAAUCCGAAGAGGUUACGCGUGAGGCGUUGAUUUGUGCCAUCUUCCCUGGAGCAUGCAGCUUGCAGGUCUCUGAUCUCGCUGCUGCCCAGCAAGGCCUUGCCUCCGAACAACGUGGCGAACGUGGUAAGGCACUGGAUAGGUGGCUUCACGUCGUGCGGCGAUGGCCCCGCUGUCCUGAUUCUCUGCGUAACUGCACCAGGCUUGAGUACCAGUUCGCGGAAGGACAGAUGAACUACGUCGAACGAGUUUUAGUGCAUUAUUAUGUGGAGACGUUUUUCGAAUGGGCCGGCCGUCUUCCUGUCCUUCCUCGACGUUACCCCUAG
Fomitopsis serialis is the source of this 1797-nucleotide messenger RNA. RefSeq lists its product as uncharacterized. NCBI's taxonomy places the organism in Eukaryota, Fungi, Basidiomycota, Agaricomycetes, Polyporales, Fomitopsidaceae. The transcript is spliced from 3 exons. The record is from RefSeq and is a predicted model, not a curated record. The annotation marks the transcript as partial.